This is a messenger RNA of Thermothelomyces thermophilus ATCC 42464, 2777 nucleotides long. RefSeq names its product glycoside hydrolase family 81 protein. The transcript is spliced from 4 exons. The coding region runs from base 164 to 2686 and encodes 840 amino acids. The record is from RefSeq and is a predicted model, not a curated record. NCBI's taxonomy places the organism in Eukaryota, Fungi, Ascomycota, Sordariomycetes, Sordariales, Chaetomiaceae. Gene Ontology annotation, molecular function: glucan endo-1,3-beta-D-glucosidase activity; endo-1,3(4)-beta-glucanase activity. Gene Ontology annotation, cellular component: cell surface.
GAUGAAAGCCCAGCCCUACCGUUAACCCCCCCUUCCCCUGGGGCCCUCGUCUCAAGCCCACUCCGAACGGGAGAGAGGCUCAAAUAUAUCGUCGGCCCACGGCUCGCCUGGAUGUGAGAUUUGGAUCAGCAACUCUUAGGCAUGCCUGUGUAGAGUCCUCACGAUGGGCCGGCCAUGGGAAGUGGUGUUUACGCUGCUAAUCGCUCUGCAGGGCGUCCUCUCUCUCCCCACCCGGGUCAUCACAAGCCCAGGCCGAUCUGACAACACGGCCUGGAUCGUUGCCAGCGAAAAACACCCAGCCGGCGGUGUUAUCCCACCCAUCCUUGAGACCGAGACCGCCAAACGCGUCACCCCGGUGUCGAAUUUGACUACUUCAGUCCCAAAGCCGACUCCUUUGCUCGUCACAGCUUCCGCUGUUGCGAGUCUGCACUUGUCGUUGCCCACCGGCGCCGUCAAUAUGCCCGGCCAAGACAUCUUCGCCGAUCCCAUUUCCACGGAUGCGCCACCUGCCACAUUCGGCAAAAAGGGGGAUCAUCCCGUGCCGAGACUGGGCGUUCGGGGCAACGGCCCAUUCGAGACCAACAAGUUCUAUGGCAGCCUGCAACUCGGAACCCAGACCUCCCCGGUCUUCCUCCACCCGUACUCGGUCGUCUGGGCUCGAGGCGAGGGUUCUUCCAAGAGCUGGGGACUGGCAAUCUCGCAUGUUGAGGCCAGCCAGAGAGUCUACGGCGAGACCAACCAGUCGACGGGAGCUGCGGAAUACUUCCUCAACCCCGUGGGGAUCCAUUCCGUCUGCCUCUCGGCGAAGGAGCUGGGGAAUGACACCGCCCUCACCACCGAGGAGCUGACCGACUUCUCCGUCCGGGUCGGCCUGCGCCCGAGCGCCGAGGCGCCGCCCGCGGUGCAGUUCCCCUUGGUCCAGGGGCUCGGCUUCAUCACGGCCAUCUACGAUGGCGCAACCCCCGUGCUCCAGACGGGCGAACGCUUCAAGGCGGUGACGCGGGCAUCCGCGGACCCCAAGGACGGGGUCGUUAAGUACAAGCUCGAGCUCGAGUCCGGAACCAUCUGGCUGGCGUAUGCGCACCACACCGAGGGCGACCCGCUGGAUCUGGAGUCGACCGACACCGGGCUCGCUCAGGCAAAGGGGCCGUUUCGCGGCUUCAUCCAGGUGGCUAAGGACCCGGGAGACGGCGAGAAGGUGUAUGACCAGGCCGCCGGUGCCUACGCCACCGGCGUCCAGCUCUCCGGGUCCGUCGACGGCGCAAGGGGGACAUAUACCUUCUCGUUCAAGAAGGCCGGCAUCGAAGGGACCACGCUCGUCAUGUUCGCGCUGCCUCAUCACGUAGGCUCCUUCGAUGACGCCACCAAGGCUAAAGUGACGGACCUGAAGCUGCAGACCACGACUAAGGGGGUGGGAGCCGCCGUCGUGGCCGACUCCUGGACCAUGGUCGAGGACAACCUGCCGACAAACAUCGGAUUCCUGCCGUGGUCUCCCGAGGCCGGGAGCGCCGCCAACAUCUCGGAUGGCACUAAGCAGGCCAUUCACGGCGUCGCGCAGGCCGAGGUCUCGCAGGAUAUCAAGCAGCUGUCUGACGUAGACUCGAUGUACUUCGCCGGAAAGGCGCUGGCCAAGUAUGCCACCCUCGUCCUGGCAAUCCGGGAGAUGCUGGGGGAUCAGGCCAUGGCCCAGACCGGGUUGAACCAGCUGAAAGAGGCAUUCGCCCGCGUUGCGCAGAAUCAGCAAAAGCACCCGCUGGUAUAUGAGAGUAAGUUGCCCUGUCGCCGGCCAGAAAUGUCGCUUCCGAGAAUUCCGAGGGGCUCCGUUAGAGCGACUGACGCCGCCAAAAACAAACAAGGUGCCUGGGGAGGCGUCGUUUCGUCCGCCACGUACGACACGGGCGACACCGGGCUCGACUUUGGCAACACGCUCUACAACGACCACCACUUCCACUGGGGCUACUUCAUCUACACGGCAGCCGUGAUCGGACAUCUCGACCCGUCGUGGGCGGAGGAAAACAAGGCCUACGUCAACACGCUCGUCCGCGACAUCGCCAACCCCAGCUCAAACGACCAGUACUUCCCCCUCUGGCGGUCCUUUGACUGGUACCACGGCCACAGCUGGGCUCACGGGCUCUUCGACGCGCUCGACGGCAAAGACCAAGAGUCCAGCUCAGAAGACACCAUGCACACCUACGCCCUGAAGCUGUGGGGGUCUGUGAUUGGUGACACGAACCUGGAAGCCCGCGGCAACCUCAUGCUCGCGGUCCAGAGCCGCUCUCUCCGGUCCUACUACCUCUACACCUCGGACAACACGAUCCAGGACCCCAAGUUUAUCGGAAACAAGGUGGCCGGCAUCCUGUUCGAGAACAAGGUCCACCACACGACCUACUUCGGCAACAACACCGAGUACAUCCAGGGCAUCCACAUGCUGCCGCUGCUGCCGCAGACCCCCUACGUGCGCACCCCAGCCUUUGUCCGCGAGGAGUGGGAGACCUACUUCAGCAACGGCCGCGCCGACGCCAUCGCGGGCGGCUGGAGGGGCGUGCUGCUGGGCAACUACGCCACCGUCGACCCAAAGGCUGCCUACGACUUCUUCGCCAGGUCCGACUUUGACAGCUCCUGGCUGGACGACGGCGCCACCCGGACCUGGUAUAUGUGCUAUGCUGCCGCGUUGGGCAAGCUGUGAGCGUUUGCCCGUGACGGGUCGACUUCCGCAUGUCGUGAUCUCUGUCUGCCGGACCGCGCCAGCUACGUCCUUUCGUUUUUUGGUCACACUU